GCUGGCUGUGUGGAAGUCCCUUUCCUCCUCCCGCCAAUUAACUUGAAAAUCAAAAUCAAAAGUGAUGAUCUUGGCAUUUAAAAAUUGAUAUAUAAAAAGAUUACCUGUGAUUUUCCCAGUAUCUGACGUCGUCAGGGUCUCGUUAUUUAACCAAGUGUGAUUUCUCAUGUGAUUUUUGUAUGUGAUUUACUUGUGAUUGGGGACCCGGGAAAGGGUCUUUACGCCUAUGGGAAGUUUGAUCCAAUAUGUCGUAAGUUCGCAAACCGUGAAGUGAUAAGUGUCUUUCAUGUAGGCUAUCUGGGUCUUUCAAUCAUCCGGAUUUUUCGUUGGUCCAAAUCUCUCAUUAAUCCGGAUUUUAUAUGAAACCAGACCUUCCGCUAAAAUAUGGACCUUUGAAGAGAAGUGCAUGUAUAGGUUAGAACGGCUGUAAUAUCUACUUCCAUUAGGAGAAUAUACCGCCCCUCGUGUUUUCGCCAUGUCGGUCGUGAAAAUCAUCCAGUUAUGAGUGAAAACAGUUACGGUGGUGGAGUGGCUGGUGGGGGAGGAUAUGGAGGAGGAGGAGGAGGUGGAGGGGACUCGUCCUCGACCGAACGUUCCUCGCACAACUCCUCCACCUUCCUCCUCAGCGACUCCAACCGCUCCCACGCCCGCUCCGGGAUCGUCGGCCCUCCUCAGGCCUCGGCGCAAGCGGCAGCGCCCCAAGUGACGAGCUGGAGAACUACACCCAUACUGGAGGCCCUGACGAGGCCGGCGCAGCUCCGGAGCCCGACGCUGGCCGCGCGGAGGCUCACGCGCUGGAAGAGGAUCGCCUCCGACGACAUGGAGAAGGUCAUGAUGGAGGAGAAGGACGACGUGGGCGGGAGCCAGCCUGAGGGCGUGGCGGAGAGCAGCACCUUCGACGGAGAGGACGCCGACACGGAGGAGACUCCCGGGGACAGCACGGACAGCGGACUCCUCGGGGGCGUUCCUGCCAAGGACAGAGGGUCGGGGGUGCCUCCGCUCUCCGAUUCGGAGGACGAUUCCGCCCGCGUCCUCAUUCCCCCUCAGGAGGCUUACAGGGUACGAGUGGAGUAUUACGUGAACGAAAACACCUUCAAAGAGCGAUUGCAUCUCUACUUCGUAAAAAACCAGCGUUCAAGUCUCCGUAUCCGCAUAUUUAACCUCCUCAUCAAAACUAUUCCCUGUGUCCUCUAUAUCGUCAGAGUCUUCAUCGACGAUGACCCAAUUCGUGCCUCAUGCUAUGACUGUGAACCCGACAACCAGACCAUCAGUUUCUUCUUGUUCUACGGCAACAAGACAGAUGAACAGUUCCAGGAAAAUCCCCAGAUCAACUGGCAGGCUGUCUUGUGGGUCAACAGGACCAUGCCCCUGUGGGCCAUACAGGUGGCCGUGGCCAUCGUCUCGCUCUCGGAGGCCCUACUCCUAGCAUAUCUCAGUUAUAAGGUGAGGGAAAAUAUUUGGCAGACUUUGAGAUCUUUUCCACUUUCUCUUAGAAUUAGUCAACACUAUCCAUUUAUAUUAACAAUAUGUUGGUCUCCGCUGAGGAACCUCUUCGUCCCUGUCUUCUUAAAUUGCUGGUUGGCGAAGCAUGCCCUCGAGAAUAUGUUCAACGACCUCCACAGGGCGAUGCAACGCUCUCAAUCAGCGCUGAGUCAGCAACUCAUGAUAUUGUCAGCUACCUUCAUGUGUCUGGUGUUUACGAGCGUGUGUGGCAUCCAGCACUUCCAGCGAGCGGGGCAUCGCCACCUGAACCUCUUCCAGGCCGUUUAUUACGUCAUCGUGACCUUUUCCACGGUUGGGUAUGGGGACAUCGUGCCCGACAUAUGGCCCUCCCAGCUCUUCAUGAUCAUCAUGAUCUGCGUGGCACUCAUCGUCCUGCCCACGCAGUUCGAGCAGCUAGCCUUCACGUGGAUGGAGAGGAAGAAAUUGGGCGGGACCUACUCCGCCCACAGGGCGCAGAGCGAGAGACACGUGGUGGUGUGUUCGACGAACCUGCAGGCGGACACCAUCAUGGAUUUCCUGAAUGAGUUCUACGCUCAUCCGCAUUUGCAGGAUUACUUCGUCGUCUUGUUAUCCCCGAUGGAGCUGGAUCCCACCAUGAAGAUGAUCCUGCAGGUGCCCAUGUGGGCGCAGAGGGUCAUCUACAUCCAGGGCUCCUGCCUGAAGGACGGUGACCUCACGCGAGCGAGGAUGAGCGAGGCUGAGGCUUGUUUCAUCCUGGCGGCCAGACACUACGCAGAUAAGACGGCUGCUGACGAACACACCAUCCUGAGAUCCUGGGCCGUCAAGGACUUCGCCCCCAACGUGCCCCAGUACGUGCAGGUGUUCAGACCCGAGAACAAGCUGCACGUGAAGUUUGCCGAGCACGUCGUCUGUGAGGACGAGUUCAAGUACGCCCUACUGGCAAACAACUGCAUGAGCCCGGGCAUCUCGACCCUUGUGACUCUGCUACUGCACACGUCCAGAGGGCAGGAGGGCCAGACAUCGCAAGAGGACUGGCACAGACUGUACGGCAAGUGCUCCGGCAAUGAAAUCUACCACAUCAAGCUUGGGGACUCGAGGUUCUUCGGGGAAUAUGAAGGCAAAAGUUUUACUUAUGCCAGCUUCCAUUCACACAGAAAGUAUGGCGUGGCCCUUGUGGGAGUGCGGCCUGCCGAGCUUCCAGAAUUUUACGAGGACACCAUCUUGCUCAACCCUGGACCCAGACACAUCAUGAAGAAAACAGACAUUUGCUUCUACAUGAGCAUCACCAAAGAAGAGAACAGUGCCUUUGUUGUUGGGACCAACACUGGUCCCAGCAGCAGCAGUAGUCAGGAAGGGAGAGUGGACGAGAGAGACACGGCGUCGAAGGACGUGGAAAAGGGGGUGAAUGCGGAGGAGAGGGAGGAGAGACCCAAACCGCGAUCAGGCCGAAGAUGUGUCCUGCUGAAGUUACGACGCAACGUAUCUGUCAACGAGCUCCAGAAGAAGCUGGAGGAGGAGGUGGAUCGGAGGAGAGAGAGAUGGGAGGAAGAACAAGGGAGACACAUAUCGGGGGAGGAAGUGCUUAUGACCUCCACCAGAAGAAAUCUCGCGCUUCAGGAAGGAGGAGUGGGAGGAAUUGGAGGAAUUGGAGGAGGUGGAGGAGGAGGAGGUGUUGGAGGAAUAUUAGGAGGGGAGGCAUCAGUGGAUUUAAGGAAAGGCCAUCCCAGACACAAGUUGGAGAGAGAAGACACCACCAAGUCGAACAGUCCGUCCCUGAGUGGAGGCAAUUUCCUCGAUGUGCCCCGGUCGGACACACUCAUGAGUGUAUCUGACAAGCGACCAGAUAAUCGCAGGCCAUCCAUUUUGCCUGUGCCUGACAUGUUCACGGGGUCAACACUCAACAUCUGUGGCCAAGAGAGAAGUAGCGAAGAAGCGUCCGGUGAAAGUGAGGACGAGGUGGAUGACGUGCCCUGGAGAUCCCCUUCAGAAAUGAUUGCGAUCGUAAAAGGAUUCCCUCCCGUUUCCCCCUACAUAGGAGUCAGUCCUACGCUGUGUUAUCUUCUUAAGGAAAAGAAGCCCCUUUGCUGCCUUCAGUUAGCCCAGGUUUGUGAACACUGCACUUACAGAAGUGCCAAGGAGUAUAACUGGCAAAACAGAGCAGUCAUAUUGGCAGCUGACUUUGCCAGCAAUGGUAUUUACAACUUUGUCAUUCCACUCAGAGCUCAUUUUAGACAAAAGACAUCACUGAACCCCAUCAUAUUGUUGCUGGAGAGACGACCAGACGUGGCAUUUCUAGACGCCAUCUCGUGGUUUCCUCUUAUAUACUGGAUGUUAGGCUCUAUUGACUGUCUAGACGACUUGCUACGAGCGGGGAUCAACCUGGCAGAGAAUGUAGUUGUGGUCAACAAAGAGCUUAACAAUUCUGCUGAAGAAGACACUCUCUCUGACUGUAAUACAAUUGUCGCCGUCCAAACUAUGUUCAAGUUCUUCCCAAACAUAAAGAUCAUCACAGAGCUGUCGCAGUCGUCCAACAUGCGCUUCAUGCAGUUCCGGGCACGGGACACCUAUGCCCUCCACCUGUCUAAGAUGGAAAAGGUACAAGUCUCCCCACAUGACCAUAUUGCUGGACCUGAGCGGAAUAACGAGUCAAUCUCACCGGGUAAGCAGCCUCAGGGCCAGGGUGGCCGGCCUUCAUCACGCAGGUCCAGGUCGCGUUCCUUCCGGCGGCGUCCUCAGCCGCAGCGACCCAUAUACUACUCAGAAGUCAUUAAUCAGCUGGAGCGGAGGGAGAAGGAGAGAGGAUCCCACAUCUCCUACAUGUUUCGUCUGCCCUUCGCUGCAGGCAGCGUUUUCUCGGCCAGUAUGCUAGACACGUUGCUGUACCAAGCCUUUGUCAAGGACUACCUCAUCACCUUCGUCAGGCUGCUCCUUGGAGUUGACCAGGCCCCUGGCUCGGGGUUUCUGACGUCCAUGAAGAUCAGCAAGCAAGACUUGUGGAUCAGGACGUACGGUCGCCUCUACCAGAAGCUGUGUUCGACGACCUGUGAAAUUCCCAUCGGCAUGUACAGGACGAUAGACACCAGCAAUAUGGAGCCUGGUAACAAUGAUGGAGACGCCUCGGGCAUUGGCCAUUCCUAUUCUCACUUGUACGACACCACUUCUUGUUUCUUAUGCCAGAGCAACAAGAACUCUAUGUUCUCCCUCAACAUUUCGGAUGACCCCAAGGAGGGCCACAGCAACCUGAUCGAGAGGGCGGAGAUCGCUCAACUGGUCAGGUCGCGGAUGCAGAGUCUGGCCUUACCUCCAGAAGAUUACGACGACGUGUCCGAGAAGCGAAACUCCCUGUCGUUUGUCAUCAUCAAUCCCUCUUGUGACCUGAAACUGGAAGAAGGUGACAUAGUUUAUCUCAUCCGGCCUAGUCCGUUUUCGGCGCAGAAGACCUUCGAAAGGCACAAUUCGCGCCGAAAGUCCAACAUCUCUCUCUGUGAUACGAGAAGGCGGAGCACCACGUUCACGAGGCCGCCGCCUCUCACAUCAGCUCCCAAAUCAAACUCCCUCAGCCUUCCCGACAGCCCGCAGAUAUCCCCAGGGCCUAUCCUGGGUUCCCCUGUAGAUUCCCUUCACGUCCCCGUGUCCCCUCCAACAGGAUAUGUCCGUGGGCGAUCCAACUCCCUCCGAGUCGAUGACAUCCUCAUGAGACGAUCCAACUCCCUGAGGUUUGGUCUUGAGGCGACGAGAAAGAUUAAUAGUUUCGAGGAGUUGGGCAUCAACCCCAUCACACCACUCACCAGGGACGAGAGGACGGGCUCCAUCAAAAUCCCCAUCAAUGGUUCUAUUGGGGUUGAGGUGACGCCCCCAGAGGAAUGCGGUUCUGAGGCCUCCGUACCUUCCAUCCAGCUGCAAGGUACCAUCGUCUGACCCCCGCCUUCCCCGCGGCCCGCCCGCGUCUGGUUCCACAUGAGAGGCGCCCGCGGCGUGGCGGCGACACGCGCAGCAACACGCGCAGCUCGCUCCCCACGUCUCUGACGGCCAGCGACCUCCCCCGGGGGCUGCAGGCCGUCCCUGGGCCUUGUGCCCUGGCCGCAGUCUCUGCAGUAGGAAAGGGGAGGUCGUUAAAUCCUCGUCAAGGACAGAAAGGACUUGAGGACUUUUAUAUUUUUGAAUCGUUGCAUGAGACUUCUUUUGGGGGGAGAGGAUGUUUGGGAGAUUUGGUUGGUUCUUGGCCCCAUGAGCUGAGUUAUCCUUCUCUCUCCUUAUAAAAAGAUUAUAAUUAUAACUAUGAUUAUAAUUAUAGUGAUGCCAUAAGUGCUUGGUUUAGUGUGCAAGUGGUUUUAUUAUUAUUAUUAUUAUUAUUAUUAUUAUUAUUAUUAUUAUUAUUAUUAUUAGUUACGCAUCCAGUUGGGUUGGAUGCCCCGUGAACUUUGGUACAAACGGUGAUGAUGAUGAUAAUGCUGAUCGUAGUGAAUAUUUAAAAUAAAAAAUAAAAUAUUACAAUUGUGAUUCAUACUGUAUUAAGGACAAAUUCUUUUCAAACCCUUUUUUAAAAAAAUAAGUGAUUUUUUAAAGUUGUAAGUCUUAAGAAACACACAAAAUGGCUUAAAGAUGGACGAACUUAGAAGUUUAAAGACGUGAGAAAUAAUAAAUUACAUAAAAAAGGAUGACAAUAAUUGUUUCCUUUUUUGGGACCUUUUAACAGUAUAGUGGCUUCCCUUCCAUGAAGGGUUUGUUUGUGCUCCACACACACACAAAAGAAAAAAAAAAAAAAAAAAAAAAAAAGACAUAUUUAGGAAUCAUUCCAGUGUAGAGAGACGGUGACAACAGCGAAAUAAGGUUAUAGGAGGUUCUGUGGUGAAUCUCCUUGCCCUUGUGACCUCUCGUGACCCCAUGAGUGACCUAAGGGAAUUGGCAGAUUUACGAAUCUGCCCACUAGUCUAAAUAUAUCCUGGAAGCAUUGCUCUCUCAUUCCCAGUCAUGCCUACUGGAUUAGAAACAGAAGGAUCAAUUUGUAAUCUGGAAUUCUGAUGCAUUGGCAUUCCAGCCAAUUCUGGAAUACCUGUCUCGAGUUCCAGCCAGUUUCCAGGGGACAUUUUCUGGGUCCUUCAAGCAAAAACAUUGUUGUGUUUUGUAGCCAUUUUUUCCACUCCAUACCCCCAUCUCAAUUCAUUCUGAGACUGUUGGAACAUUAACGACCGCAUCCGUGCUACAAAGCGUUGUACUCAUUGAUUUUUAGAUAUUUUUCAUAAUUCUAACGACUAUUUGUGACAUUUUCCAAGUUUUAUCUUCUAUAUAUACAUAUAUAAAUAUUAUACAUAACAUAUAAAUAUAUAAAUAUAUAUUUAUCAUUAUCUCGGGUGCGAGUUGCUGUACAGGAGUGCUGGUGUAAAACUCUUUGUGAUAACUCUGGAGGUGUUGUGUUGUGUACAGAACGUUGUCAAAGGGAACUGAGCAAAGAAAGCUGAGCAUAAUCCUGCAUAUUAUUUAUUUUAAUAUUAAAUAGUUGAUGAUUAAAUGCAUAGCACGUAUUAGCCCUAAGGUUUAAACAAAAAGUAAAAAAAGCUCGACAUUCUGUGAAGCCUGAAGUUUUAUGUCUCCGGUAUUCAGAGACGAAAUACACAACUUGACAGUU
Molecule: messenger RNA, 7090 nt
Organism: Macrobrachium nipponense
Lineage: Eukaryota; Metazoa; Arthropoda; Malacostraca; Decapoda; Palaemonidae
Gene: SLO2
Product: potassium channel subfamily T member 1-like
Biological process (GO): potassium ion transmembrane transport
Cellular component (GO): plasma membrane
Molecular function (GO): outward rectifier potassium channel activity; intracellular sodium-activated potassium channel activity
Source: RefSeq, a predicted model, not a curated record